This is a messenger RNA of Miniopterus natalensis, 1908 nucleotides long. RefSeq names its product chromosome 6 C21orf91 homolog (gene C6H21orf91). NCBI's taxonomy places the organism in Eukaryota, Metazoa, Chordata, Mammalia, Chiroptera, Miniopteridae. The record is from RefSeq and is a predicted model, not a curated record.
CUUUGACAAUAAAAGUGGUGUAUUGAAGCGCAGUAUGGCGAUGCUUGGUUGAUGGUUAGAUAAACUGAACAGCAUCCUUCCUCUUGCUAGAAGUUCCCUCUAUUGCUCUACGGGCAGGUCCUUGGAAUUGCGUAACUUUCCUUUUCUGUUCCUUAAUAGGGGCACAAUGAACGAAGAGGAGCAGUUUGUAAACAUUGAUUUGAACGAUGACAACAUUUGCAGUGUUUGUAAACUGGGAACAGACAAAGAAACACUCUCCUUCUGCCACGUUUGUUUUGAGCUAAAUAUUGAGGGAAUACCAAAAUCUAAUCUCUUGCACACCACAUCGUUAAGGGGCCAUAAAGACUGCUUUGAAAAAUACCAUUUGAUUGCAAACCAGGAUUGUCCACGAUCUAAGCUUUCAAAAAGUACUUACUAUGAAGACGUUAAAACCAUUUUGAGUAAGAAGAUAAACUGGAUUGUACAGUAUGCACAAAAUAAGGACGUAGAUUCAGAUUCGGAAUGUUCUAAAACUCCCCAGCAUCACCUCUUUAAUUUCAGGCAUAAGCCAGAUAAAAAGUUGCUCCCACAGUUUGACUCCCAAGUACCGAAGUAUUCUGCAAAAUGGCUACAUGGAAGUACGGGUGGCUUCUCAGACUGUACACAAAGAAUAUUGCAGCAGAGGGAAAAUACAGACUUUGGGCUUGCUGUGCUACAAGGUUCAGGUGCUACUUUAUGCCACAGUAAUGUAUUGUGGUCUCAUGGUCACAACCAGGCACAGAAAAAAGAAGAGACAAUCUCUAAUCCGGAGGCUAGUGUCCAGACCCAGCAUCCACAUUACAGCAGAGAGGAAUUGAAUUCGAUGACUUUUGGUGAGGUAAAGCAACUGAAUGCAAAGCUCCAACAGCAAAUACAGGAAAUUUCUGAAGAGUUAGCACACCAAGUGCAAGAAAAAGAUUCUUUGGCCUCAGAGCUCCACGUCCGACAUGUUGCCAUCGAACAGCUUCUCAAGAACUAUUCCAAGUUACCAUGUCUGCAAGUGGGGCGAACAGGAAUUAAGCCACAUCUGUCCACGAACAACUGAACUAAACUUACACUUGCUUCUGAUGCCCUACCAUUUCCUGUUCUGCCAAGCAUGUGGGAUGGUCAUUAAGAUAGCAAAGCUUCAAGGCAGUAUUUAGCAUCUUCGUCAAAUAAAGCAGAUCAUCACAUUCUGGUCUUCUAGGGUUAAGCAUUUGGGUUUAUUUUGGGAAUCUUUUUUCCCAUAGUUACUAAGUGGCCCUCCCUAACUUUUACCACAUGUGACUAAAUAUACUGUUACAGUGUGAUUUUUAUUAAACAUAGUUUAAUAUAAUUCACCUUUCAAAACAAUAUAAGGUUAACGAACUCCUGAGAUUAGUCUGAACUAUUUAAGAGGGAGAUUAAAUUCAUAAUAUCACCUCUUAUUUAUUAUGAGCAAUAUUUUAAUAUGAAAAUUUUAUAUAUAAAAAUGCUAUUUUAGGUACCUUUCCAUUCUCUUUAUAAAUGUGUAUUUGAAUGGCUCUGUGUAUUAUAUUUACACUUCCAUGUGUGAAUAUGUUACCCAUAUUUCAGAUCACUGCAUUUUAUUCUCUUAAUAUACUGCUUUUACAACUAUUAUCUUGUUUUCCAAAGAUAAAUGUAUUUUGGGGUAGAAAUCUAUCUAGUCGAAUUGUUUGACUUCUAAUAUCUCUUAUAAAAGAAUAACUUUUUAAAGCAAAUAUGCAAGAAAGUAAAAUAUUUAACUUUUUCUAACAAAAGCAGUUCCGAGUUCAGGAAGAAAACGCUAAUCUAGCUUUUGUAUGUCAACAAGUCUCCAUAGAAAAAGCCUCUUCUAUUUCAAUAUUAUUUUCAUUCUAAUGACUUUGAUGUGUUAGACUUUGGACAGAGUAAGUCAAGCCUCACUUGUAA